CUGCCCACGCUAACCGUUUCGGGGACGCUGCCUCAGGCACCGAAAAACCACCUCCGUUUCACUGUUAUCGGCUCUCGUCCAGACUCAUUUUUCCUCCUUCCUCAUCCCCCCUACCUAUUCUCAGCGCGUUUGUUUGACGACAAGGUCGUCAAAUGAACCUGCACUUGUUUUAUCGAUUUGGUAGCAAGCAUCGCCUCUUGUCUCUGAAGAGGUACCCCUCCAGAUAAAUGGUGUUUAAGCCGUUUACCCAUCUCGCCCGGCAAAGUUUCACCAAAGCUUUCACCCAUGGCUACGCUCAGUCGGUAGUCGCCGCCUCGCAGUCCUCCUACGCCUCCUCCACCACCCUAAACCAGCUCGCCAGCCAUCCCGCCAAGUUUACGCGGACUACUCAGCUUCAGAAUGUCUUCCAGAAUGCCUCGAGUUCGUCCGGCGCCGGCGGGGCAAAGGCCAGCCAGGGCGCCUCUGGCUCCGGAGAUUUCGGUCUAGCCGCCUACUACGCCGCCUGGCAGCAUGCUCAGCAGACCGGCGACGAUAGCGACUGGCGUCAGUUCCAAUUCAAGCGCCGCAUCGGCUGGAAGCCCACGGGCGAUGAGAUCGCGGACGCCGCCGCCGCCGCCAAGGAUGGCGAGGAGUUCGCACCCACCGAGCCGCUGCGCUCGCCGCACCUCACCAAGGCCUCGGUGAACGAGGAUGUCAGCGUGCAGGUCGAGGAGGCCGUCGCCCGCGAGAUCCAGAUCCAGGAGGAGCAGGCCAUGGCCGAAGAGGAGGCGCACAGCCACGCUGCCACCGACGCCACAUCAGGACACCACCCGCAGCAGACAACGGAGGAGAUGGCCCGUAUCGACGAGAAGGCCCAGGCGGCUUCGGAUCACAUCGUCGACCUGGUCUCCGCCAGGAAGUUUGCAGAGGUCCCCUCCGCCUUCGAGGCCCUUCUCAAGGAUGGCCUCACCCCGACCAUCGGGGCCUACAACGCCCUGCUGGUCUCCGCCAUCGAACUGCACGCCAAUGCCUCCCAGUCGAUCACCAAGGCCCUCGACGUCUACUCGGACAUGCUGCGUCGCCGCGUCAUCCCGAACGAGGAGACCUACAAGAUCCUGAUCCAGCUGCUGGCCACCCGCGCCCACGAUGCCGUCCUGGCCAAGGAGGUGCUCGAACAGGAGCGCGUCCGGUUCGGCGGCAUGGAAGAGCCCGGUCGCUUCAUGUUCCAUUCCAGCGAGCUCGAGUGCGAUCUCCUCGUCGAGGACCACUCACUGGCCAUCGCCGUCAAGCUCUUCACCACCGCGACCACCCGCCACGCCGCCAUCGUCUUCCCGCUCGACAUCUACCGCCAUCUGAUCACCGCCUGCGCCGCCGAGGGUCAGGUCGAAACCAUGAUCCGGGUCUACGCCCACAUGGAGGCCCACAAGGUCAAGCCCCACGCCUCCAUCUUCCCGCCCAUGAUCGACGCCUUCGCCGCCAGCGGCGAUCUCCAGAGCGUCGUCGAGACCUACAACGAAUACAAGUCGCUAGCCGUCUCCGACGACAACGGCGUCUUCAGCAUCGUCGACCGUCUCGAUGGCCAGGUCUACGCGGCCGUCGUGCGGGCCUACCUCGCCUGCGGCAAACAGGAGGCCGCCAUGCGCUUCCUCGACCGCAUCCGGGCCUCGUUCGACGAAGUGACGGAGAACCGCGAGGCACGCAGGGAAGCCAUCGAAUCCAUCAUCGUCGAGGGUGCUCUUGUGCAACACGCCAUCCGCAAGGGUGAUUUCGGAACCGCCCUGGAGCACGCCGAGUCCACUCAGCGUGGUCCCGCCCGCAAUCAGGCCAUGUCCCGCCUCUGCACCGCCGCAGCAGACGCAGGCAAUCUUACGAUCGCCUCCCAGGCCUACGACCGCCUGUCAACUGAAGUCGACGUCCGUCAGGGGGGUGCUGUUUCACUGCUGGCCCUCCAUGUGCGUCAGGGCAACGUGUCGGCUGCCCGCCCCCUUUGGAUCAUGCUCACCACGGUGGGUCAUGCAACCCCGGAUAUGGUCCAGCCGACCGCCAUGUAUUCGCUCGCCCUGAUCAAGAGUGGGCAGAUCGAGGAAGGCUUGGCCGAGGCUCGGAAUAUGUUCUCACGCAUCCGCAAUGCUGCUAUCCCUUCCUCCUCGCCGUCUUCCUCCACCAACCUCGCCGCUGCCGCCAACCUUUCCCCUAUCCGUGAACAGAUCAAUGAAGCUCUUGACCUCCUUGCCCGCGUCCUGAUGCAGACCGCCGCCGUCAUCUCGCCACAAGCUGCCAUGACUCUCCUCUGGUCCAUGGUGGAGAAUGGUGGCCUAGUGUCGCCCGUCGCUGAACAUGCCGUCGCCAGUCUUGGCCCCGCCGGUAUCUCUCAAUUGAAUUCUCAGGAUCUCACUCUCGCCCUUCGUGUCCAGGCCGGCAUGCUGGUCAACACUCCUUCUUCUACCAACAACACCACCACCACCACCACCACCACCAACCACAACAACAACAAUAACAACAAUGGCGUCAGCAACAUGCUCUUUGACGUCGCUCAUCCCAUCCGAUUCGCCCACAUGCUGGAUGUCGCCCUGUCCACCGGCCUGCCGAUGGAUUCGGUCACCACGAGCAUGGUCGACCAGGCUGUCUCCAAGCUCUUCAACAGCCGCCCGGACAUGGUGAAGCGCUGGCAGGAACAUGUCUCAUCCAUGACGGCCUCGUCGCCCUACAUGUCCGAUCGUCGGACGACCCCGGUCUCCGAGUCGUCGGUCGCCGGCAGCCCGGCCUCCUCCACCGACGACUCCUUCGAUCCUUACGCAUAUGCCACCGACUUCCGUGGCUCCGCCAUGAUCGCGGACGAGCUCGAGACCACCGGUGGCCGCCCAGAGUCCCAUCUCAACGAGGCGCUGAUCCGGUUCCGCAACAUGCGCCGCAUCGGGCGGCACCCACGCUACAUCACCUACGCCAAACUGAUCACCGCUGCCGCCAAGGUCAACCGCACCGACCUGGUACAUGAGAUCUUGAGCAUGGCGCGUCGUGACGUCCCGCUGAUCCCCCAUUACCACAUCGUCAAGUACGGCUGGGUCUCGAUCCUCGAUGCCAUGGUCGCCGCCUGCCUCAGCCUGGGCGACCGUGGGCUGGCUGCCAAGUACCACCAGGAACUACUGGAGCUGGGCUCGGCUCCCUCGGCCAACACCUUUGGGUUGUACAUCACGACGCUCAAGGAGUCGACCAAGACGUUCGACGAGGCGACCGAGGCGCUCAAGAUCUUCCAUCGGGCCGUGGCCGAAGGCGUGCAGCCGACCUCGUUCCUGUACAACGCGCUGAUCGGCAAGCUGGGCAAGGCCCGUCGCAUCGACGACUGCCUGCUCUACUUUGCCGAGAUGCGGGCCAACGGGGUGCGGCCGACGAGUGUGACGUACGGGACGAUCGUCAACGCGCUGUGCCGAGUCAGCGACGAGCGUUUCGCCGAGGAGAUGUUCGAGGAGAUGGAGUCGAUGCCCAACUACAAGCCGCGCCCGGCGCCCUACAACUCGAUGAUCCAGUACUUCCUCAACACGAAGCGCGACCGCAGCAAGGUGCUGGCCUACUACGAACGCAUGAAGGCGCGCCGCAUCCAGCCGACGAUGCACACGUACAAGCUGCUGAUCGACGCGUACGCGUCUCUGGAACCCGUCGACAUGCCCGCCGCCGAGAAGGUGCUCGAGACCGUCCGGGCGGCCGGCCAGCAGCCCGAGGCGGUGCACUACGCCUCGCUCAUCCACGCCAAGGGGUGCGUGAUGCAUGACAUAGACGCCGCACGCGCCGUGUUUGACCGUGUGGUAGCCGACCGCCGCGUCCGCAUGCAACCCUGCCUGUACCAGGCGCUCUUCGAGGCGAUGGUCGCCAACCACCGGGUCAGCGACACGGCGGCCGUCAUCGACGAGAUGAAGCGGCGCGGGGUCGAGAUGACGGCCUACAUUGCCAACACGCUGAUUCAUGGCUGGGCGGCCGACGGGCACGUCGAGCGCGCCAAGGCCGUCUACGACAGCGUGGGCAUCGACAAACGCGAGCCCAGCACCUACGAGGCCAUGACGCGCGCGUUCCUCGCCGCCGAAGACCGCGACGGCGCCGCCACCAUCGUCCAGGAGAUGCUCUCCAGGGGUUAUCCCACCGCCGUGGCCAGCAAGAUUCUCGACCUCAUCGGCGGCGGUCCUGCUGUCUGAUUCGUCUGAGCUUAACUUUAUGAGACUUGGUUUUUUUCUCCCCGUCUACCAUUUGAUAUUUCGUUUAAUCCUGGGCUGGAUCCCAUUCUCCAGUGUCAGAGACACCUUUUUCCCUUUUUCUUUUUUUUCUUUUCCUUUUUUCUAUUGCAUUUCGCAUUGCCAGGUGGCACGGAGUUCAGGCUGAUUCAUAGCACAUGUAUACCAUCUUGUCUUGACUUUUGUUCUGCCAUAGUGCCACCAUAGACCCAUCUCUACUCUCUGCUCGCCAGAAUAUAAAUGUUGCAGAAUAA
Messenger RNA from Penicilliopsis zonata CBS 506.65, 4453 nucleotides. RefSeq lists its product as hypothetical. The transcript is spliced from 2 exons. Bases 228 to 4163 code for a protein of 1311 amino acids. NCBI's taxonomy places the organism in Eukaryota, Fungi, Ascomycota, Eurotiomycetes, Eurotiales, Aspergillaceae. The record is from RefSeq and is a predicted model, not a curated record. Gene Ontology annotation, molecular function: protein binding.